Molecule: messenger RNA, 1743 nt
Organism: Sinocyclocheilus rhinocerous
Lineage: Eukaryota; Metazoa; Chordata; Actinopteri; Cypriniformes; Cyprinidae
Gene: sdr16c5b
Product: short chain dehydrogenase/reductase family 16C, member 5b
Exons: 7
Coding region: 139-1044 (301 amino acids)
Cellular component (GO): lipid droplet
Molecular function (GO): oxidoreductase activity, acting on the CH-OH group of donors, NAD or NADP as acceptor
Source: RefSeq, a predicted model, not a curated record
UUCAGUAAACACGAAUUGGACAGCCAGAGCGAAGGUCGAUAAUCCAUCCACUCGGUUAAACGCUAAAUGAAUGAAGCAAACCUGUUGUUGUAUUAGUGAGCUCUAAUCGAAACGAGUGAGGAUCUAUUCAUCAUCAUCAUGAACUUUCUCUUGGAGACUCUUCAGGUGCUUUUGAUGUCACUGGUCUACAGCUUAGAAGCAUUCGUUAGGUUAUUUAUACCGCCUCGAAAGAAGAAUGUGUCCGGGGAUUUCGUGUUGCUGACCGGGGCGGGCAGUGGCAUAGGUCGCCUCAUGGCCCUGGAGUUCGCGCGCCUGGGCGCGCGCCUUGUGCUGUGGGAUAUUAAUGAGGACGGUAAUAAUGAGACUGCUCGUAUGAUUAAAGAAACGCACGGAGCGCGAGCGUACACAUAUACCUGCGACUGCAGCAACCGGGAGGAAGUGUACAGAAUCGCAAACCAGGUAAAGCGUGAGGUUGGUGAUAUCACAAUUUUGAUAAAUAAUGCAGGAAUUGUUACUGGGAAGAAGUUCAUGGAAUCUCCUGAUUCACUCAUAGAGAAGUCUAUGGAGGUCAAUAGUCUGGCACAUUUCUGGAUGUACAAGGCAUUUCUGCCAGCAAUGAUUGCUGCUAAUCAUGGCCAUUUGGUCAGUAUUGCAAGCUCCGCUGGACUUAUUGGAGUAAAUGGACUGGCAGAUUAUUGUGCAAGUAAAUUUGCUGCAGUUGGCUUUGCUGAGUCUAUGGCACUAGAGCUGCUGGCCACGGGCUGUGAUGGAGUGAAGACCACCAUAGUCUGCCCAUUUUUCAUUAACACUGGCAUGUUUGAUGGUGCCAACACAAAAUGGCCCAGAAUCAUGCCUAUUCUUGAGCCGGAGUAUGCGUGUAGGAAAAUUGUGGAUGCUGUUAGAAGGGAACAGGUUUAUGUUUAUAUGCCUCGAAGCAUCUACAUUGCCAUCGUUUUGAAGAAUCUUUUACCCACUAAAAUGGGUGUGCUGCUUGGUGAAUAUCUAGGAGCGUUCAACUUUAUGGCUAAGUUCAAAGGCCAUUAAAAAAAGAGCAAAUAAUUUCCACCACCAGAGGAAUUCAGAACCAACCAGAGGACCAGAUGGACAAAUCACAGAGAGAUGUUUGAGGAAACAAAACCGUGUUCUGCCACAAAAUACUAAGAGAGUGAAUGGAAUAGUUACACAUAAAACAAGCAUAAAAGCACUUCUUACAUUCAGCACUGUUUUAACCAUUACAAUUAACCCGUUUUAAUUUUUUUAUUAUUAUUAUUAUUUUAAUAACAGCAAUAGAGCCAUUUGCACUUAAUUUGCACCCAAUAAAACAUUUUGAUGAAGAAAAGCUGUCUCUUUGGCUUUAGAGGUUACAUAUUGUAGAUUUUUUUUUUUUUUAUGUAUGUUUGACCAGAACCAAACUACUUUCUAAUGACUUAUUUAAUGACUGACUGAUUGUAUUAUGGAAGCAGUUGACUUGGCUUAUUAUUAUGGCUCCUUAAUAAAUGUAUAAUAAUAAUAUUGGUGUCACAAAUCAUCUGUUCUGCGACUCUUAUUUUGUGCAUUGUUCAUAUUUUGUUUUGUUCUUAUGUUCAUUGCUUUCCAUUGUCCCUAUGUUCUCAGUUCCCGUGCUUAGUUUCUGUGUCCUUGGUUGCUAGUGUUCCUUUGUUGGUUUCCAUAGUUAAUCAUUUGCUGUGUUUGAAAUUGCCCCCUAUACCCUCAUUCACUAUUCCCUACAUUAGUCCACUAAUA